AUGCCUGACUCAAAGGAAAAGUUUAUAAUUUUCGUGAGAACAGGAGGAAGAACUUCAAUUCAUGCAAUCACUGAGGAAGUUGGCAUCGGCUCAAGUAUACAAGUCUUUUUAGGUGGGCUUUUCAUGAGUCUACGUAAUAUUCACGAAUUUGUGUGUUUGCUCGUUUAAAGCGUGAAGUUAGAGCCCUUAAUAAAACAUACUUUCCUCUUCUUUUUUCAUAGAAUCAUCUGCGGGUUGAUGUCUGCAUUAAAUAAUUAUAUCUUCUCAUUUCUUUCCCAAUUUUUCAAAGAGGAAAGAGACAUGAAGAUAAAUGAGAAACAAAGACCACCGGCUUUGAAAUGGUUUCAUCUUUUUCAGGAAAUCAAUUCCACAAGAGUUCUAGGGAAAAAUCCAUUGAGAAGUAAGAAAAAGAAUGAAGCAACUAUCUUGUUUGCCGAUUAUUCCCGUCUUUCUUGCGUUUUAUCUUGCGCCUUGUAAAUUCACCUUCGUAUGUCACCCUCAUUACAUCUAGUGUUUAUGAUCAUUUUUUAGCUAAAGGAAGUCCAGUAACUCUCCGUGCUCGUCGAAACAUAUUGAAGACGCCUUGAUGGUUUAAGUUAUUUAUCUAUGAGCUAACAUCAUUUUCUUCUUAAAAAUAAGUUUAAGAGUAUAUAUAAAGUUUUUCGAGUAAAGCACGAGUAUAGACAUGAGUAGCCUACAAGUCAGCCAUAUCAGUUUUGUUUCAGUAUUUUUUUUUUAGACCACAGAAACUGAACGAUCUCAUCCUUCUCGUCUCCAUCGCCCCGACGAUACAAUCGAAGUAUAUUGAAUUGUAUACAUUUUGGUGGUUAACUGGCUGACUGACUCAGGACUAACUGACUCAGGACUAACUGACUCACUUCAAUUCUAUUUUGUAAAGGUCCGAAAUUGUUGUAUUUUUGUAAUAGCUCACGAAUAAGCGGCAAGAACCAUUUGGAGAGUAGCCUAUAAGUCAGCCAUAUCGGUUUUGUUUCAGUAUUUUUUUUAGAUCACAGAAAUUGAACGAUCUCAUCCUUCUCGUCUCCAUCACCCCAACGAUACAAUCGAAGUAUAUUGAAUUGUGUACAUUUUGGUGGUUAAAUGGCUGACUGACUCAGGACUAACUGAUUCACUUCAAUUCUAUUGUGUAAAAGGUCCGAAAUUGUUGUAUUUUUUUAAUAGCUCACGAAGAAGCGGCAAGUACCAAUGGAGAAAUUAAGUGCGGAAACGGCACAGAUAUCGAGUUACACUCGUUAUCCCUGA
This is a messenger RNA of Pocillopora meandrina, 1260 nucleotides long. The record is from the annotation of a GenBank genome assembly. NCBI's taxonomy places the organism in Eukaryota, Metazoa, Cnidaria, Anthozoa, Scleractinia, Pocilloporidae.